Molecule: messenger RNA, 1686 nt
Organism: Cutaneotrichosporon oleaginosum
Lineage: Eukaryota; Fungi; Basidiomycota; Tremellomycetes; Trichosporonales; Trichosporonaceae
Source: RefSeq, a predicted model, not a curated record
CUUAUUACUCAUCACCACACCCUCAUCCGUCGCUCAUCUUCUCCGCUUCCCUCCUGCCCUCUUCCCCUUCGUCUCGUCCCCGCUCGCCGCCCCCCUUCCAUGCCCAUCGAAACAACGACCAUCGGCGGCCCCGCCGGCCUGUCCGUCCUCCGACUCAUCAACGGCCUCUGGCACCUCGCAGACGGCCACGGUCGCCCUGUUGACGCGAACGCCGCGGCGGCGGCGGCGCGGGGGUACGUCGACGCGGGGCUCGGCGCGUUCGACUGUGCGGAUCAUUACGGUCCCGCCGAGGAAAUCGUAGGCGCUGCGCGCACCCCCGGCCUGACCGCUUUCACCAAAUGGUGCCCAGCGCCCGGCGUGACUGGCGCCGCUGCGUGUGCUGAGGCUGUCGAGCGUGCUUGUGCACGCAUGCGCACGGACGCCAUUGAUCUGCUUCAGUAUCAUGUGUGGCGGUACGACGACGUCAAGUACAUCGACAACCUGCAUCAUCUGUCCCUCCUCCAGGAGGCAGGGAAGAUCAAACACCUCGGCCUCACCAAUGUCGACCUUCGGCAUCUGCGCAUGCUGCACAGCUCGGGAUUCCGCAUCGCGUCGAACGAAGUGUCGGUAAGCGUAUUGGACACACGCGCGCGGCGCAUGGGCGAGUGGGCAGAGCAGCACGGCGUCGCCCUCCUCGCGUAUGGCACGCUUCUCGGCGGCUUCAUCUCGGACAAGUGGUUGGGCAAGCCGGAGCCCAGGGAGGAAGAGCUCACGAACUGGGGGUUGAAGAAGUACAAGCGCUUCAUUGAUGUUGCGGGCGGCUGGGCACCAUUUCAGGCGCUGCUCCAGGCGCUCACCAAAAUUGCGGCCAAGCACACUGUGCCCAUCUCGGCCGUGGCAAUUCGGUAUGCGCUGCAGCAGCCGGGUGUGGCGGCCGUGGUGAUCGGCGCACGCCUCGACGCCAGCAACAUCGACGCGAACAAGGUGGUCUUCACAUUUGUCCUCGACGCGGAGGACCUCGCCGCAAUUCUGGCUGCGCAGGACGCUCUUACCCCUCUUCCCGGGGACUGCGGCGACGAGUACCGGUACCCUCCUUUCCUCACGGCGUCUGGGGAUCUGAGCCACCACUUGGCGGACGAUGAGCGCGCCCAGCGCGAAGAGGUAGAACGCGUCGCUGCCGCGGACGGCCGCAUAGAAGUAUCUUCAGGAUCCCCGUACGAGCCCAUCGCUGGAUAUUGUCGCGGCGUACGUACAGGCGACACGUUUGCGAUAGCAGGUACGACGACGCGCGCGCUGCCGUCUGGGCACGGGCUCGUAGGCGUCAGUGCGGCCGAGCAGGCGACGCACGCGUUCGACAUUAUCGCGGGCGCGGUGCGCGCCCUCGGCGCCUCCAUGGCGGACGUGACGCGCACACGCGUCCUCCUCUCCUCGGUCGAGGGGUGGGAGGACGUGGUGCGCGUACACGGCGCCGUGUUUGGGCCGACGGGCGCGCGGCCCGUCAACACGACUGUGGGCGGGACGACGUUUAUCGGCGAAGGCAUCCUCAUCGAGAUCGAGGCCGAGGGGCGUGUCACUUCUGGCCCACGCCUACUCUUGUAAUUGCCAGUGACAGUGCCACAGGCUACUGGGUGCAGUUUCUUGUUUCCGUCUGGUCGGGGAAGCUGAAAGCUGGAAAUUGGAUUCAGGGUCAGGCCCCGCCCAACCGUG